Arabidopsis lyrata subsp. lyrata is the source of this 852-nucleotide messenger RNA. Its product is annotated as pre-rRNA-processing protein TSR2. The transcript is spliced from 5 exons. The coding region runs from base 123 to 677 and encodes 184 amino acids. NCBI's taxonomy places the organism in Eukaryota, Viridiplantae, Streptophyta, Magnoliopsida, Brassicales, Brassicaceae. Gene Ontology annotation, biological process: maturation of SSU-rRNA from tricistronic rRNA transcript (SSU-rRNA, 5.8S rRNA, LSU-rRNA). The record is from RefSeq and is a predicted model, not a curated record. Gene Ontology annotation, cellular component: nucleus.
AACUUAGAAUCAAUCGCUUCUUCUUUCAUUCAAAAACAAAAAAAAAAACUCGGCCGGAACAAACUUACUUUGCUCACCGUCUAGCCGGAGUUUCGACAAUUACAGAGAGAAGAAGAAGGAGAAUGAAUGAAUUGACGGAGGAGGGUAGGACUGUACUGAUUGAAGGAAUUGGUUUGAUACUUUGGCGAUGGACUGCUAUGCGAGCCGCCGUCGAAAACGGUUGGGGCGGCCGAGACUCUCAAGCGAAAGCUGAUGGCACCGUUUCCACUGUUUUCAACUUUUUCAUCCAAUCAAACGUAGAUCCAGCAAAGGACAUUGAAAAAUUAGGUGACAUUUUAGAUAAAGGUCUUGAUGAGCUUAAUACUACGGCUGAAGAUGGAAGCGUCGAUGAGGUGGCAAACACUCUAAUAGAUUUGUAUGAAGAUUGCUGUAACGAUAACUAUGAAAUGCUUGAGGAACUAAGGGCAACUAGAUCUCAGGCGAGUGCAAGUGUUGUCAAGGUUUCAAACGGUAACGACGAGGAUAGCGAUGAUGAAGAUGAGGACAACGAUCAAACCACAGACAUGAUGGUGGAUGCAUCUAACCAGAAACCAGAAGCCAUGCCGGUUGAUGAACCAGCUACCGAUGAUGGCUGGACGGUAAUUUCAUCGAGAAAAAACAAGGGAAAGAGGAAUUAACCGGUUUUGAUUCCCAAGAUGUUGUGUAAUUUUAACAGUUUUGUUUGGGCUGUUUUAUUUUGAUAAUAUUAAGAUAGUAUUGUGACUUAUGUACCGUCACUUUAUAAACUAAAAUCAGAAGAUUGAGUUUUCACAUAUAUUUAUAGAACAUGAAGAAGCAUCUAUUUUUAAGUUA